Messenger RNA from Sphaerodactylus townsendi, 10771 nucleotides. It is a transcript of the gene CDC42BPA, whose product is annotated as CDC42 binding protein kinase alpha. Gene Ontology annotation, biological process: actomyosin structure organization; peptidyl-threonine phosphorylation. The transcript has 39 exons. The record is from RefSeq and is a predicted model, not a curated record. Bases 1451 to 6814 code for a protein of 1787 amino acids. NCBI's taxonomy places the organism in Eukaryota, Metazoa, Chordata, Lepidosauria, Squamata, Sphaerodactylidae. Gene Ontology annotation, cellular component: actomyosin; cytoskeleton; cytoplasm. Gene Ontology annotation, molecular function: ATP binding; protein serine/threonine kinase activity.
CGAGGGCGGGAGGGAGAGCUCCCCUCCCUCUUUCCUUCCCAGCCUCUGCUGCAGCUCUGCUCGCUCUGUUGCCGGGGAGGCAGAGAGGGAGGGGGCAAAGAGGCCGCCAUGUUGGAUCCUGAGACUUUAGUGGCUGCGGGAGCCUGUGUGUGAAGAGCAACGGUGAGGGGGAAAGUGGGGCGAGCGAAAGGAGGACGGAGAGGAAAGGACGAAGAAGCGUCGCAACAGGACGGCGGGCUCCGGGCUUUCACCCUCACCUGAAGGAGAUGCCCUGAAAACGGUGAACUGAAAGCAGGGGCAGCAUCUCUUUAUCCCUUGACUUUGAAAAAAGGAGCAACACCACCAGUAGCAUCCUCGAUAAGAAGGGAGAGGAGUAAAAGAGAGAGAGAGAGAGGCUGGACAGUCCUGACGGCCUGAGUCACCCUGUGCCCCAAGACCAAGCAGGAGCCAGAGGAUACGCAUCGACACGGGAAGGAUUGGCGAGGAUUAGUAGCCGACCUGGGCAAACGGAGGGUAUUUACGGGGGGGGCGAAUAUUGUUUCCCCUCCACGAGCUUUCCUCCCAGUGUACUGGGGGGAAGGGUUUGAAGAAAAUGAAGACUUCACGUUUAUUUUUGGAUAGCUGAAAAGCUUUAAUAGAAGACUAAGGAAGGAAGGAAGAUCGAGCCUUUUGCAACCAGCCCUGAGGAAGGGCAUUUUCUGGGGACUUUUCCUUCCCCCUUCUCUUCUCCCCACCCCCACUCUCUGAAGAAUUGCCACUGAUGCAUUUUCCAAGGAGGGGUGGUGGUGGUGGUGGUGGAGGAGGAGGGGGUGGAGGAAUAGGGGGUGGGGGUGGAGGAGGAAGAGGAAGAGGAGAAGGUGGCGAUGGAGGUGGCAGUGGCGGAUAUCUUCCAGCUCUGUACCUUCCAAAUCCUAUGCAUUUUAUUUUUUGCCCACCCUCUUCAUAUACCUUUCUUUUUGCUGCUCUUUCCUUGAAAGUGAAUUGCUGAUGCAAAUUGAAUGGGGAUUUUACACUUUAAUGAUGCAGCAGGAUUCAUUUCGGGGGUUAUGUUGCAUGAUCUGAAUUUUGAAUGAAGGAGGAGACCUUUUAAAAAUCUGUCUAUAUAUGAGAGAAGAGUGAGGUUCAAGUCCUGGGUUGACUUCCUUUUUUAAUUAAUAUUAUUAUUAUUUAAAUGUAUAAAGUAUAUAUUUUCUGUUCUUUUAAAUGUAUUAAAAGAGAUUUUUAGGGUAAUUAUUUUUCUUUAAUAUUCUGUAUAUAUUAUAUAUGUGUGUGGAAAGACUGACCAAGAUACAGUUUUCAGCUGGGAAUUCUGAGAUGGAUUAUACGUUCAAUGCAUUCACUGAAACACUGACUUUUUAAAAUACUUUUUAGAAACUGUAAUACAUUUUAAAGUUUUAGAUUUUUCAAAUAACAAUAAAGAGAGGAGUUCCCUUAAAAAACUGAAGCAACCAUGUCUGGAGAAGUGCGCUUGAGACAGUUGGAACAGUUUUUUUUGGAUGGUCCAACUCAGACAAAUGGGCAAUGCUUUAGUGUGGAAACCUUGCUGGAUAUACUCAUCUGCCUUUAUGAUGAAUGUAGUAAUUCACCCUUGCGGAGGGAAAAGAAUAUUCUGGAGUAUCUAGAAUGGGCCAAGCCUUUCACUUUCAAAGUGAAGCAGAUGCGAUUGCAUAAAGAAGACUUUGAAAUCUUGAAGGUGAUUGGCCGAGGAGCCUUCGGGGAGGUUGCUGUAGUCAAGUUGAAAAAUACAGAUAAGGUAUUUGCUAUGAAAAUACUAAAUAAAUGGGAGAUGCUGAAAAGAGCUGAGACAGCUUGUUUUCGAGAAGAAAGGGAUGUAUUAGUGAAUGGUGAUAACCAGUGGAUUACAACAUUGCACUAUGCCUUUCAGGAUGAAAACUAUCUAUACCUGGUUAUGGAUUACUAUGUUGGUGGUGACCUGCUUACCUUGCUCAGUAAAUUUGAGGACCGGUUACCUGAAGAGAUGGCUCGCUUUUAUUUGGCUGAAAUGGUAAUAGCAAUUGAUUCUGUACAUCAGCUGCAUUAUGUCCACAGGGAUAUCAAGCCAGACAACAUUCUUAUGGAUAUGAAUGGACAUAUUCGGUUAGCAGAUUUUGGUUCAUGUCUAAAACUGAUGGAAGAUGGAACGGUUCAGUCUUCAGUGGCAGUUGGAACACCAGAUUAUAUUUCUCCAGAAAUCCUGCAGGCCAUGGAAGACGGAAAAGGAAAGUAUGGUCCUGAAUGUGACUGGUGGUCUCUUGGCGUUUGCAUGUAUGAAAUGCUUUAUGGAGAAACUCCCUUUUAUGCAGAGUCCUUAGUUGAGACCUACGGAAAAAUAAUGAACCAUAAAGAGAGGUUUCAGUUUCCUGUCCAAGUGGCAGAUGUAUCUGAAAAUGCAAAAGACCUCAUUCGUAGGCUCAUCUGCAGCAGAGAACACAGACUUGGACAGAAUGGGAUAGAAGAUUUUAAGAACCACCCAUUCUUUGCAGGGAUUGACUGGGAUAACAUUCGAAAUUGUGAAGCACCUUACAUCCCUGAAGUUAGCAGUCCAACUGAUACAUCAAACUUUGAUGUGGAUGAUGAUUGUUUAAAGAAUUCUGAGACAAUGCCCCCACCAACACAUACUGCAUUUUCAGGCCAUCAUCUGCCAUUUGUAGGAUUCACAUACACAAGUAACUGUGUCCUUUCGGAUUGCAGUAGUUUAAGAUUUGCUGCUGGGCAACCUGCUGUGGACCUUGAUGCCAGCGUUCAAAGGACACUUGAGGAUACCUUAGCCACAGAGGCAUAUGAAAGGCGAAUAAGACGCCUGGAGCAGGAAAAAAUUGAACUUAGUAGAAAACUUCAAGAGUCUACGCAGACAGUUCAAGCCCUACAUUACUCAACUGUAGAUGGUCCUUUAACAGCAAGCAAGGACGUGGAAAUUAAAGGCUUAAAAGAAGAAAUUGAAAAGCUGAAAAAGCAGGUGACUGAUUCUGGACAACUUGAGCAGCAACUUGAAGAGGCCAGUUCUACAAGACGAGAAUUAGAAGAUGCUGCUCGUCAAAUCAAAAUGUUUGAGAAGCAAAUUAAAGCAUUAAAACAAGAAAAGGAUGAUCUUAAUAAGGAUAUGAUUGAGUCUAGCGAAAGAUUGAAGACCCAAACCAAAGAGCUGAAAGACGCACAUAGUCAACGGAAGCUGGCCAUGCAGGAAUUUUCUGAAAUGAAUGAGCGACUGACUGACUUGCAUUCACAGAAACAGAAACUUACCCGUCAAGUCAGAGAUAAAGAGGAAGAGAUGGAAGUGGUGAUGCAGAAGGUGGAAAGCUUGAGGCAAGAGCUACGCAAAACAGAAAGAAUGAAAAAGGAACUGGAAGUUCACGCUGAAGCUGCAUCUGCUGAGGCAUCCAAGGACAGGAAAUUGCGUGAACGAAGUGAACAGUACUCUAAGCAGCUGGAAAACGAGUUAGAAGGACUAAAGCAGAAGCAAAUUGGUCGUGCUCCAGGGAUGAGCAGCAUAGAACAUCAACAAGAGAUCACCAAAUUAAAGUCUGAUUUGGAAAAAAAGAGUGUUUUUUAUGAAGAGGAACUAUCCAAACGAGAAGCGAUACAUUGCAAUGAAAUAAAAAACCUGAAGAAAGAACUGCGUGAUGCCGAGAGCCAACAGCUUUCUCUUAAAAAAGAGAUCUUGAUCUUGAAAGACAAGUUAGAAAAGACAAGGAGAGAAAGCCAAAGUGAAAGAGAGGAAUUUGAAACUGAGUUCAAACAGAAAUACGAACGAGAGAAGAUCCUGCUGACAGAAGAUAACAAAAAGCUUUCCAAUGAGCUUGAUAAGCUUACAGCUAUGUAUGAAAGACUUAGUAUGAAUAAUCGGCAGAUGGAAGAAGAAAUGAGAGAUCUUGCUGACAAAAAAGAAUCCGUAGCACACUGGGAGGCCCAGAUUACUGAGAUCAUCCAGUGGGUGAGUGAUGAAAAAGAUGCUCGAGGCUAUCUUCAAGCCUUAGCCUCCAAAAUGACUGAAGAACUUGAGGCCCUGAGGAAUUCCAGUUUAGGUGCAAGAGGAACAGACAUGCCGUGGAAGAUGCGCCGCUUUGCAAAACUAGAUAUGUCUGCGAGGUUAGAACUACAGUCAGCCUUGGAUGCAGAAAUACGAGCCAAGCAAGCAAUUCAAGAGGAGCUGAAUAAAGUCAAAGCUUGCAAUAUUGCGACAGAAUGUAAACUACAGGAGUCUGACAAGAAGAACUCUGAGCUGUUGGCAGAAAUAGAGAAACUGAAAAAAGAGACUGAAGAACUGAGAUCAGAAAAGGGCGUAAAGCACCAAGACUCACAGAAUUCUUUCUUGGCAUUUUUGAAUGCUCCUAACUCUGCUCUGGAUCAAUUUGAAGAUUCCCUUUCUUCUUCAUCCUCUUCAUUGAUUGAUUUUAUGGAUGACCGCUCUCCUUCCUGUAUUCCGACUCACAAAGGCAGACGUAUUGAUUCAGUUGAAAAUUUUACAUUAUCUAAUACGCCUUCACGGGAUGAAGAUCUCAAGUGUCACCUUCAUUCAAGAUCUAGGUCCCCUUCCACAGCUAGUGAGAUUGAACCAAUUGAGGUUUCAGAUCAUCCUUUGCGUCCUGUUCACACACCAACUAUGAGAUCACCAUAUAUUGGUUCAGGACUCUCUGUGCCAAAGCCUAAGGCCCAUCAGUUUGUAGUGAAAUCCUUUAAUACCCCUACAAAAUGUAAUCAGUGUACCUCUUUGAUGGUUGGCUUAAUAAGACAAGGCUGUACUUGUGAAGUAUGUGGAUUUUCAUGCCAUGUGACCUGUGCAGAUAAGGCGCCUGCAGUGUGUCCUAUCCCACCUGAACAGACGAAGGGUCCUUUGGGGAUUGACCCACAGAAAGGCAUAGGAACUGCUUAUGAAGGGCAUGUCCGAGUCCCUAAACCGACGGGAGUGAAGAAAGGGUGGCAGAGAGCACUAGCUGUUGUUUGUGACUUCAAGCUGUUUCUUUAUGAUAUUGCAGAAGGAAAAGCAUCCCAGCCCAAUGUGGUAGUGAGUCAGGUUCUUGAUAUGAGGGAUGAAGAAUUUUCAGUGAGUUCAGUCUUGGCUUCUGAUGUCAUCCAUGCAAAUCGAAAAGAUAUCCCCUGUAUCUUUAGAGUUACAGCUUCCCAACUAUCAGCAUGCAGUAAUAAGUGUUCAAUCCUGAUCCUGGCUGAUAGUGAGAAUGACAAGAGCAAAUGGGUAGGAGUCCUGAAUGAGUUACACAGGAUUUUAAAGAAGAACAAACUCAAGGAUCGCUCAGUCUAUGUUCCCAAAGAGGCCUAUGACAGCACCUUGCCCCUCAUUAAAACGACACAGGCAGCAGCAAUCAUAGAUCAUGAAAGAAUAGCUUUGGGAAAUGAAGAAGGAUUAUUUGUUAUACAUGUCACCAAGGAUGAGAUAAUUCGUGUCGGUGACAAUAAAAAGGUUCAUCAGAUUGAGCUCAUCCCGAAUGAACAGCUGAUAGCAGUGAUCUCAGGACGAAACCGUCAUGUACGGCUAUUCCCGAUUACAGCUCUGGAUGGACGAGAAACUGAUUUUUAUAAACUGGCAGAAACUAAAGGCUGUCAGACUAUAGUUUCAGGACAAGUGCGCCAUGGAGCUCUUACUUGCUUGUGUGUGGCGAUGAAAAGACAAGUCCUCUGUUAUGAACUAAAUCACAGCAAGACACGUCACAAAAAGAUUAAAGAGAUCCAAGUGGCUGGGAAUGUCCAGUGGAUGGCAGUCUUUAGUGAACAGCUCUGUGUGGGCUACCAGUCAGGAUUCCUAAAAUACCCUUUGCAUGGUGAAGGAAACCCACAUAGCUUGCUUCACCCAGAUGACCACACAUUGUCAUUCAUUGCACAACAGCCAUCUGAUGCCAUCUGUGCAGUUGAGAUCUCAAAUAAGGAAUACCUGCUGUGUUUUAACAGCGUGGGAGUUUAUGUGGACUGCCAAGGUCGAAGGUCUAGGCAACAGGAACUAAUGUGGCCUGCAACUCCUUCUUCUGCCUGUUACAAUGCUCCUUACCUCUCAGUAUACAGUGAAAAUGCGGUUGAUAUAUUUGAUGUAAACUCCAUGGAGUGGAUUCAGACUAUCCCCCUCAAGAAGGUACGCCCUUUAAACAUAGAAGGAUCACUAAACCUCUUGGGACUAGAAACAGUUCGAUUAAUAUAUUUCAAAAACAAGAUGGCAGAGGGUGAUGAGCUGGUAGUUCCUGAGACUUCAGACAACAGCCGGAAGCAAAUGGUCCGAAAUAUCAACAAUAAGCGGCGUUACUCAUUCAGAGUGCCUGAGGAGGAGAGAAUGCAACAGAGGAGGGAGAUGCUUCGAGAUCCAGAAAUGAGAAAUAAAUUAAUUUCUAAUCCAACCAACUUCAACCACAUAGCACACAUGGGCCCAGGGGAUGGUAUACAGAUCCUCAAAGAUCUGCCGAUGAACCUUCGACCUCAGGAAAGUCGGACCAUGUUUAGUGGCUCUGUCAGCAUCCCAUCAAUUACAAAAUCUCGGACCGAACCAGGGCGUUCCAUGAGUGCUAGCAGUGGCCUGGCAGCAAGAUCGUCUGCACAAAAUGGCAGUGCUUUGCGGAGGGAAUUCUCAGGAGGUAGUUAUGGAGCAAAGCGCCAGCCGAUGGCAUCCCCUUCAGAUGGCUCCUUGUCCUCUGGUGGUUUGGAUCAGAGCAGUGAUGCACCAGUGAGGGACUAUGAGCGAGAGGACUCUGACUCUCCAAGACAUUCAACAGCAUCUAACAGCUCCAACUUGAGCAGCCCUCCCAGCCCCAUCUCUCCUCACAAGACUAAGAGCCUCUCCCUGGAGAGCUCUGACCACGUCAGUUGGGACACAUGAACCGCUUCAUCCUUCAAAUUUGACACCUCCGCAGCUUAUUGUCCCUGUGGCUCUCUGUUUGUUCUCACUGACAUCACCCCCAGCUUUCCUCCAGAAUCAAACUAUAGGAGGGGGAGAAAAAGGAGGAAGAGAAUAUAUUUGCCUUCUCUUGCACAAGCAGUGUAACCUCACCACUCCUUCCCCCUUCAUUCGACAGUAGUGGCAAACAAGAGAAAGAAAACCUUGGUGGAGGGAAAGGGGAGGGGUUAGUAUACAAGAGAUAUUGGUAUAUUUGUAUUAGUAUUGAUUUUAUUUCAUAGGAUUACAACUGUUCCCAUUAUUAUGGGCAUAUUUAACACUACACUACCACUCCAAGCCAAACUCAGUAGUGUAGACAGACCAAAACAGAAUCUGUAAGAGGAAAAAAAAUCAGAUUUUUGCUUUGCCACACAGUAUCCCAUUCUAUUUUUGCAAAAGUAGCACAGCAACACUCCUCCGUCUCUGGAGGAGCAAAAUUAGUCCUGCAAGGGCUCACCUACGCACGCUUUCAGCCAGUCACUCUUGUUUGAAUGUCAUUCUGAUUGUUGCCAGCAAAUCCUUAUUGAUUAAAAAAAUGAUACAUAUUUUACUACAGUACAGAAUUUAAAUACACAUAAUUAAGAGUUAGUACAUAUGUAUAUAAUAAAAGAACAAGCAACAUUGUGAUGCAGUGGAAGAUGGAUUCCUGUUUAAGAGAUCCUUUAAUUUAAGAAGACUUGUGUUCCCUUUUUCAUACUAAAUAAUCUACAUAUGGGGGGGGGGUUUCUGAAUAUACAGCAUGGCACUAAGCAGAAGCUGGAUGAAGAGUCCAUUCUCACAAUUGUUCUGAGAUUUUUUUCUUCUCGUUCGAUGAACUGAAGCCAUUAUCCUCAUUUUACAAUAUCUCUCCGAUCUUCUACCUUCUUUUGGAAGGUAAACCACUCCACUCUACAAGCAAGCCCAUGAUUUAACGGUCUACAAGCAUGAAGCUGGUACAUUGUCUGUACAACAGUUUAUUGCCGAAUUGACAUCAGCCCCAUGCAGCUACUGAACAAUGCUAUUCCUAAUCUGGUCACUUGAUAGAAUGUUUGGUGGCUACAAGCUUCUAUUCUGAAGAUGUUCAUUGUGGUCAUUUUCCUACCCCCCCCCCCUUUCAAUCCCAGCUCAGUGAUAUUUAAUGUUGUUAAUGCUGUAAAAUACUUGGUGCUUGGAUCCAGCCAAGAGGCACUUGGCACUGAAGAACACUCUCUGAAAGCAGGCUGAGAGAACAGUGGAAACCUAAAAUUGUUUAAAUAAACAGUGGCGAAUAUAGCAUGCAAAUAGAUAGCCAGAACAAGAUAAUUUCCCAGUACCACCCUAUCUACUUCAGCGAGGUUUGCAUUUUGAGACUAGAUGAAUGUGAUUUUUCUUUUCCUUGGGAUCCUUGCUAUCAUAUGCCAUGACUAAGAUGGAACUAAUUAAGAGUUUGAGUUUUUACUUUAAACUUAGAUUAGUGGUUUCAUAGAUACUCCUAUUUUAUGGGUUCCACCAAAUCAUUCCAAGCCCUUCUAGUGCUCAACUAAACAACAAAAGUGUAACUAAUAGGACAGGAAUUUUUACAGGUUCCCUCUAAACACUAUAUCAGUGCUAUUCAUGCUGUCAUAUCCCAAACUACCAUUUAGCUCUUUUAUACUGGGGGAAAGUGGCUGGCAGAGAGGGAUGCCAGCCUUUGCUGUUAAAUAUGACUAUGAAGACUUCUUGUUUGUAUUUUGUCACCAUAAGGGAUUUUGGCAUUUUAUAGCAUCCAGUCACCCACCCUAAGUUAGCUUCCAGUUCUGUGAGCUUUUCAGAAACUGGCUGGACAGAGGGAUGCACCUUAAGAUCCAUGGAUAACAACUACUUCUGCACCACUAAGUACCAAAGGGUUCUUACCCUGCUAGCCUCUGUUGAUCCUCCCUGCAAUGCUUCUUUUGUCUACAGGCUUACAGUUGUAACACCAGCGCGAUGUUUUCCUCCUGUCACUAUGGUUUAAUCAUCUUUUGAAGGCCAGAGAGGAUUUAAACUCUAAACAGUUGGUCUAUGUGAUUAUCCAUCUCAAAAGUUAUUGUCUCGGAUGCCUUCCAAAGUUCCUUGGCAACUGAUCUGUGCUCCAAAAAGGAAAAGAACAAGUGAACCCAAAUUUCUGGUCAAAACAAAGAGUUGUUUAUAGUAGAGAUGAUUGGAAGAGAACCCUGUCCUAACAAUUAUAUUUUAUACCAUGUUGGGACAUUUCACAGGUUGAAAGUGCCACCUUUUGUAAAGAUGACAGCACUUUGGGGAUGUACUUGGGCACAUGCCAUCCCUUGUCAGUUAUCUACCCUUGUUUCUAGUUGCAUCCGAUGUGGAUGCUUUAAUAUCUGUGAAAUGGUUUGCUAGUAAAGUUGGGAUUUGCUGCUAUGUAUUGUUGAGUUUCCAUUCGUAUGUGAUAGCAAUUGUCCAAGCACUUUUAGAAUCUCACUGAAUCAUGAUUAAUUUGACUGUCUCCUUGUGUACCCAGUAUCAGGCUAUGCUUUGCCUAAAUGAAUAAAUUUCCCUUGGGCUGAUUCAGGCACCUUAUUCUCGAGGCCCAUUAAAUCAAAUUUCAGUCCUAAAAGAAUCUCAGACGAAGGCAUCCGUCUUUUUCCUGGCUCAUGCACAAACUAUUCAAAUAAUUAAUCUUUAUUUUCAGGCACAUUCCUGGUGUAUUAUCCAUUUUUUAUACUCCUGACUUAGCAGGUUUCUUCUAAAGUUUGAUUUGUGUGUUAACUGUUUUUUUGUUCAUAGCCUGCAUUUUUUUAGAACAGCAGUCUUGAUUUAAAAAAAAUUACAAUGACAUUUGUGUUAAACUCUCAGGUAUUUGAAAGCAGCAGGAUAUCUUCAUAGGAUAAACAUGAAAUGCAAUAAUUAUUCUGGGCAUGAGAGACACCACAGAUGCACCUCAGACAGAAAUACUUUCUGCUCUGAUAUUUACAAACUUUGGUGAUUGACUGGAUUCAGGAUGGCAGUUUAGACCCUUGAAUGUGCAGAAACAUUUGGUAUUUUUUUCAGUUAACUUUUUUAAAUAGUAGCAUCUCAGUUUUGUUUUUUCCUAGUUUGUCAGAAAGUAAUUGGGAAUCCAAAACCUGACUUGAUGGGAUUUAUUUAGCCUUAGACAAUUUCACUUCAGGUGUGAAAAUUACCUCUGUUCAACCUUGGUUCCAUACAUUGAUGCCCUAUCCAGGAACCUUUGGGAUGAACUUCAUGGGGGAGCUUAUAACAUCUGUUCAGGCCAACGCUAUGAGGCUUGCCACUCGGAGGCUAAUAAGGGCACCAGCCUCUCUCUGAAGCAGAUUCUAUGGGCUUCUAACUCCAAGCUUAAGGGGAGGGGGGGGGGGGGUCGAGAUAUAUACUGUAGAUUUUCAACUUUCAAACCAUGUGCAUUAAGGCAGUUCCACAACUUAUCAUCUUGUCUGUUUCCUUCUGUAUAUAAAAAAAUAAUAAUCCAUCAUAAGAAAUUGUCUCACUUAUGAGGAAGCAAUCCACAACCAAAAACCAGUGUUGAUAUUUCACAGCAAUUAUUCCUGCCUUUUUAUGUAAGACAAUUUCAUAUCAUUUAUUUUUUAAAAAGAUAUUUUUAGGGAUUUUUUUCAUUGUAAUAUUGUUGUACAGUUUUGCAUGGGCUAGAUGUAAUCACUUUUUUGUUGUUUUUUAGAGUAUAAAAGCUGACAAGUGUGCGUGUGGGGGACAGAUACUGCUUUUUGCCUCUUCUCACUCUUCUUUUUGGUUUAUACCCUCAAUGGUAUAGAGGACAUCGUAAGAGACUCUCUGCUCCAAACAAUGAUGUAGAUUCUUUUGCACAGAAAUAUUUAAGGUGGCUCAGUCAAUGCUGUGAUAAAUGACCAGUCACCAAUAUUUUGUUGGUAACACUUAAUAUUAACCUACUUUGAUGUAUUGCAAUAAAACAGGGAACUAUUAGAAAUAAAA